AUGUUCAAUUGGGCUGUCGACCCUACCGCCCCGCCAGGUCCUACUCUCUCGUCCCUUAACUAUCCCAUUCCUACGCCGCACCACGAGCCGGUACCGACGCCGCAGCCGCAACAGCAACAGCCGCAGCAGCAGCCGCAGCAACAUCAUCAUCCGGGCCAGCACCACCACCAGCAGCAACAGCAGCAGCCGCAGCAGCACGGUGGUGGAGACGUGACGGCGUCGGAAAGCCCCAGCCUAAGGGAGAACCCGUUUACGGAUCAGGACGCGGACGGGAAGGUCGUGCUGCACGGGCAGGAAUUGCAUUUAUCGGGUGUUCGGGGGCCGCAUGAUGGACAUGGACAGCAUCAGGCUGCUGCUCGACGGCGGCAGCAGCAACAGCAACAACAACAGCAUCAUAUCUCACAGCAGAAACAACAUCAUCAGCCUCACUCGCAAGCUCAGCAGCAGCAGCAGCAACAACAGCAGCAGCAGCAACAACAACAGCAACAUCACCAUCAACAACAGCAGCAGGCCAUAUCUCGGCAGCAUUCACACCAGUUGACUCAUUCUCUCUCCCAGCAACAGCAUCCACAGCCUCAGCCUCAGCAACAUCCUCACCAAUUACCGCAACAACACCUCCAACACCAACAGCAUCUUCAAAACCAUCAUCAACGGCAGAGGCAUCAGCAGCAACAAGUUCAGCAGCAGCAGCAACAACAGGCCCAGCAGCAACAGCAGCAGCAACAACAACAACACCACCAAACACCGCAGGCACAACCUACUCCCCAGCAAAAACACCACCAAGACCAGCAGCAAGCUCAGCAACAACACAGCUUACAGCAACAUGUACAUGCGCAGGCGCAGCACCAGAAUCAAAAACGAAAACAUCAACAGCAACAAAGGCAUACCCAAACACCCGCUCCCCAACCUCAGCAGCAGCAACAACAGGUAGCGGCGGCAGCAGCGGCAGCGCAGCAACAACAGCAGCAACAACAAGUUCAGCAGCAGCAGCAGCAGCAGCAACAGCAACAACAAGCGCAACAACCGUCACAACAGUCUUCAGCCUCCCAGCCGGCUUGGGAGCGUUCUGUACCGGUUCCAGUACCCGCAACUGUUCCACAAGAAGAAAACGACGCCGAAAUAGCAGCCCUUGAAGGCAAUGCACCGCGGAAACAUGGCAAACGGCUUACAACUCGCGAAGAAACCGCGUUAUUCGAAAUAUGUAAUCGUCACGCAGAGACCUUUGGCGAGCGUAACAAGCUCUGUGAAUGGUGGAUGGCCAUAACCUUGGAAUUCAACCGGAUAGAGGGCCAUCCGUAUUCAUGGCACAGUGUCCGCCGAAAAGUCGAAUUCGUCACACAGCAACGCAUCAAGUUUCUAAGCGGUAUGGGCGGGAAACGGGGGGAUGACCAGGCAGACGCAGCUUGGAGUGCGGCCGUGGACGCUUGGGUUCCAGUCUGGAAGCGGUUCCAACAGCAAGAGACGGAGCGAAUAAGUGCAAAGCAAGGCAAGAGAGGUCGAAAGAGGAAAUCUAUGGCAGUCGACGGUGCAAGUCUAGAGACUCCCAACCACCAAACUCCUACGCCUCAACCACCUCCUGCAACCCAGCAACAGUCACAGCAACAUACUCCUCAGCAGCAACAAGCCGAAAUACAGCUUCCCAUGGGAUUUGGAACCAUGUUCAACGGCACCCCUACCAACAAUGGUGCGGAACAUCCCCACGCCCACCCGGUUAACACAGCUACCCCGGACCUCAUCGCCCCAACAGCUAGCAAUCCCUCUUCUUCCUCUCCACAAACGGAUCCAAACAAUGUCUCCGCAGCAACUCUCAAAGCUAUCUCGCGUCUCAAUAAUACUCCCAAAGCAGCUAUAUCCCGACAUCCAAACCUCUCCCCUUCCACCGCCAUGUUAAUGUCCGCUGCCGAAAACUCCUCUGCUCGCCGCCCUUUCAACUCUCCUUCCAUCCCCGUCUCCGUCUCCAUACCAGAUACUCACCAACAACAUCACCCUCAUCAAGGCGGCCCCGGUCCUCGUGGCUCCAACCCAGCUAACGCCGGCGUACCCGUCACUGGUGUCAGCGGAGCCCCUACAGCCAACGGCAACCUAACAGAUGUUUAUAUGGCCGAUGUCUCUGCUGCCGCAUCCGCCGUUGCUCAGUCCAUAUCUGUCUCAACCAUAGACCAGAUCCGCUCCGAGCUACGGGCCGAGUUUCGUGAGCAGUUGGAGAAGGACCGUCUACAGCUUGAGGAGAAAAUUACUGCCGUGCAACGAACUCAAGAAAUGAUCCUCAGCUUGCUGAAUGACCAGCGUUUCAUGAAAUGA
Messenger RNA from Nannizzia gypsea CBS 118893, 2301 nucleotides. RefSeq lists its product as hypothetical. The transcript has 2 exons. Bases 1 to 2301 code for a protein of 766 amino acids. NCBI's taxonomy places the organism in Eukaryota, Fungi, Ascomycota, Eurotiomycetes, Onygenales, Arthrodermataceae. The record is from RefSeq and is a predicted model, not a curated record.